GUUGCUUGUGCUACAGGAGUCAUAUGUAUAAACACAAGAUUUCAUAUAAUUCUUGCUCUGUUCGUUCCUUGUGGGCGCGACUGCAGCUCCUAAGUAGCCGCUGAGGAUCGUUGCAGUGCAUCUUUAUCACUUUUAUCAUCCGUACAUCUUUAAGUGUUGAUAGAUAAUGUGGACAAUAAAAAAAAUACUCGGCGCCGUUGCACUGUAUUACAUUCUACAAAUUGUUGUUCGUGAUACUGCAGCCAAAGAUGUUAUAAAUCCCGCAGGAUUGUCAAGUUUGGAAUGGGGAAAGCAUCUGCAGGACUUGGAAAAUGUCAAGUUUCGUGGAAAAAGAUUUAUUAAUCUUGGAGUGAACGAGCAGCCAAACAAGGCGUAUCAGGCUUGUUUGACACCCGACGAGAAAAAAGGACACUGCAGGCACCUGAGCAAAUGUGUCCUGGAGGAUUUCAGAUCGAAUUUCGCACGAUUUAUGGACUACAUGUGUAUAAUAGAGCGCACGUACGUGGGAGUAUGUUGUCCUGAUCAGACUGAAGUUCUGGAGGUCAAUUCCUUAGGAGCGGAAAGUCUUGCUGGGGUUUUGCCGGCUGUGGCAAGUAACGAUGAUGGAAAACCAAUAUGGGGUACUGCAGAGGACGAAACUUCUUCUACUGGAGUAAAUGAUACUCGGGACACUGGUGCGGAGAUAAACAGGAAGCCUCGGAGUCCUAGAGGAUGUGGCGUCAGCACCAAAUCUAGAACAAGAAUCGUUGGGGGAAGACCUGCCGAUCCCAAAGAAUGGCCUUGGAUGGUAGCUCUUCUACGAAAGGAUGCCAGUCACUAUUGCGGAGGCGUCCUUAUCACUGAUAGGCACGUACUUACUGCUGCCCACUGCGUAUAUCGUUAUAAAGCACGUGAAAUCAUAGUGAGACUUGGAGAGUACGAUUUUUCAGUACCGGAAGAGACUCGUUCGUUGGACUUCCGGGUUACUGAGAUAAGACAGCAUCUGGAUUUCAAUCCAUUCACCUACGAGCACGAUAUAGCCAUCUUGAAAAUUCAUAGACCUACCAUCUUCAAUAGUUACAUUUGGCCAAUUUGUUUACCACCCACGGGACUCUCCUUCGAGAACAAAAGCGCCAUUGUUACAGGAUGGGGCACUCAGUACUAUGGUGGUCCAGCUAGUGCAGUGUUGAUGGAAGUUGCAGUUCCUGUUUGGCCUCAGCACAAGUGCGCACGCACCUUCACUCAAAGGAUACCGGAAACAGCAAUGUGUGCAGGAGCGUACGAAGGCGGUCGAGAUUCUUGUCAGGGUGACUCAGGGGGUCCUUUACUUCAUCAACUAGGAAAUGGCAGAUGGGUGAACAUUGGAAUUGUGUCCUGGGGAAUUCGUUGCGGUGAACCGGGUCAUCCUGGAGUUUACACACGUGUCAAUCAUUACUUAGACUGGAUAUUUGACAAUGCCAUCUUUUAAAAAAAUUUACAUACAUAUAUCUACGGGAUGAACCGAUCGAAGCACCAAAGGCCUGGUUCAAGUUUUAUGGAACACUCGGAUAAACAAUUUCUCAUCGUACGACAUCCGUCAAGGAAUAAACAAUUGUUUGAUCAUUAAGA
Molecule: messenger RNA, 1587 nt
Organism: Cephus cinctus (wheat stem sawfly)
Lineage: Eukaryota; Metazoa; Arthropoda; Insecta; Hymenoptera; Cephidae
Product: proclotting enzyme
Exons: 9
Coding region: 167-1447 (426 amino acids)
Biological process (GO): proteolysis
Molecular function (GO): serine-type endopeptidase activity
Source: RefSeq, a predicted model, not a curated record